AUCGCAGAUAUUCACAGCGAGCAUCAUCAUAUUGAUUGAGACCGUGGCGGAUCUCAGCUAUAGCAGCCAGGCGAUGUUGGUCUGUGGAACGCUCACCGGCUACCUGAUCAUAUGCAGUGCCCUCAGCGUAGGACACCUGUUGGGCGCCAAUGUGGACAAGCGCAUCGAUAUAAUCAUUAGCGUUUCGGGUUGUGUGCUAUUUGUGUCGACUGGCGCCAUCAUUCUCAGUCGCUGGUCUGGCUGCUAUGAGGCGGCCAGAGAUAAGAACACCAUGCUGGCAUCUGGAGUGUUGGCCAUUGUCGCUGCUGUUAUUUUUAUUGCCGACACAUUUGUCGUAAUUAAUGCCAAAUAAAUAUUACAAAAAAUCACACAUCAUCCAAUAUUGAUUGCAUACUUUAGUUAUUUAUACUGAUUCUGUUGGGCUCAAUACACAUGUGAUGUGGUGUGAUAAGACCUGUUUAACCUGAUAACUCAAAUUAAGACUGUGUUUUGUGAAAUGUUUCAUUCAUCUAGAAACCCUGCUCCAAAUAGCCAUUUUUCUUUUUGAAAAGAGGUUCAGUUUUUGCAUAUGUUGACCCAUUCCCACAGGAGACCAAUGAGACCAAUAACUCCUUCAGUAAAAAAGACGAAUGUAUUUCAAGAUUCAUUGCGUUAUCUUUAAGCAUGGACUAGCUUACAAAAUUGAUCUAAUAACAUAAUUGUGAUACACCCUGUAAACCGAAAAUGAUAACAGUUUUUGGUUUAGAUGUUACUCUUGGCCAGGGCCUGGGCCAGGGCCAGGGCCAGGGCCAGGGUCAGGGCCAAGUCAUG
Molecule: messenger RNA, 810 nt
Organism: Drosophila grimshawi
Lineage: Eukaryota; Metazoa; Arthropoda; Insecta; Diptera; Drosophilidae
Exons: 2
Coding region: 74-352 (92 amino acids)
Biological process (GO): septate junction assembly
Source: RefSeq, a predicted model, not a curated record